ACUGCGUUGUGGGUCGACCUGAGGAGGAGUGUGGAGGAGGGCAGGGAGUGUGUUGAGAGUCGUCCACACAUUGUGACGCCUCCUUAGUGGGAAUGAGGAAAAAACUGCGAGAAGCACUCGAGACGGUGGAGGAUAACGCGUUUUUGUUCUCCCCGUUUAGAACUUUCCUCCCAAGUCCUACCGUCUUCCCUAUCUGUAUGAUUACGUGAAGGCUAAAAGAAACCCAACGAUGCAGAGCUCAGUUGACUCUUCGCAGGUGAUGGAUGUCUCAAAAUCCAAGCCAUCUCUCCCUCCCAAGCCUCGACUUACUCCCAAGCCUUUCUCUGCACAAAACAAUGUCAUUCGCUCUAUAAAUGCUCCAAAGGCUGUUAAUGUGUCCUCCAAGGACAAGGCCGGAAAACCUGUGGCUAAAACUGCCCCGAAACCCUCCUUGACCAAACCGUCCACAAAAUCACCUCAGCAAAAGUCCACAAGUGUGAAUAUAAAGGAUCAAACAAAACCAUCCAUAGCUGAACCCAAACCUGUUGCAGUUCAGAAAGAAGUUGCCGAAACAAACAACAAAACAGCGAUGCAGGUGGUAAUUAACACUAAACCGGCUGAUGUCAAAAUGAGUGAAGACAAAUCCCCAGCGACCACGGUCCAGAAGCCUGAACAAUCACAGAGCAAUGAUUCCUCAAAAACCAAUGAAACAUUUCAAUGGGGUGGAACCAGAAAGCGCUUGUCCAUGGAGCUAACCUCAAAGUUUAACUCUGGUGGUAUCCCUCGGCCCACUGAACACAGCAGAACCACAUCUUUGAACAAAGGAAAAGAAAAUGAAGAAAAUGCAAACCAGCCGAAACCGAAAAUGCCAGAGCAGUCCACCACAGAAAGUGAUGAAACCAAACUGAUGGAGAACAGCAAUGGAGGUGGCAGCAUCAAACGCCGGAUCAGUCUUCUAUUUGAUGGCGUGUCAAAGCCAGAGGUUGCUGUGAAGAGGGUGCAGCCUGAGUUUGAAAACGAAAUAGGUGGUGUCAAGGAGCGAAUCAAAAACUGGACUCAGGAGACCAGCUUAGCGGCCACAACUGUGCCAACAAUUGACACAACUGACAAAUUGCCAGCUGUUCCUGAAACAAGGAUCCUAUCACUGUCUGAAACAACUGAAAAACCUCCAACAAAGCGACUAGACACAUCAGAGCAGUUGGACCACAAGACAUCAGCAGAAAAGGAUGAUGCCGACGACGUCUCCUCACCUGAACAUGUUAAAAGACGAGACUCUGUCAAACGAAGCUCUGUUCACUUUGGUGCCAUGAAGAGUGAGUGUGGCGAAGCUCCUCUUGCCGUUGGGUCGAAAGCAGACAGCAAAUCAGAGGAAGUAGGAACUUUAAAGAGCAAGGUAGCGGACAUCAGUGAGGUGGAACGAAUAAAACAUUUGGAAUUUGAAAAAAGGCAAAAAGCAGAGGAAAGUGAAAUACAAAGGUUCAAGUUACAGGAGGAGAAGGAGGAAGAAAGGAAGAAAGAAGCAGCCAGGCAGAAAAGAGAAGAGGAGACCAGGGGGGAGAUCGAGAAAGACAGACUUAGACUUAAGAAGGAAGAAGAGGAGAGGCAAAGGAGGGAGGAAUUUGAGAAAGAAAGGCUAAGGGAGGAGGAGAGACUGGGGGAGGAGGAGAAAGAAAGAUUGAAGCUAAAGAGGGAAGAAGAGAAUCAGAGAAGGGAGGAAUUGGAGAGAGAAGAGGAGAGGAAGAGGGAGGAGGAGAAAAAAAUAUUGAGGCUGAAGAGGGAAGAAGAGGAGAAGGAGAGGAGGGAGGAACUGGGUAGAGAAAGAUUGAGAGCAGAGGAAAAGAGGAGAGAGGAGAUGGAACGGAUGAGAGUGGAGAAGUUGGAAGAGAAGCAGCGAAGGGAGGAGUUGGAGACAGAAAGGCUAAGAGAAGAGGAGAGAAGGAGGGACGAGAGAGAGAGAUUAAGGCUAAAGAGGAAAGAAGAGGAGAGGCGAAGAAGCGAUGAAUUAGAGAAGGAAAGGCUGAGAGAAGAGGAGAGAUGGAGGGACGAGAUAGAAAUAUUGAGACUAGAGAGAGAAGAAGAGGAGAGGCAGAGAAGGGAUACAUUGGAGAGGGAAAGGCUAAGGGAAGAGGAGAGGAGGGAGGAGAGAGAAAAAUUGAGGCUGGAGAGGGAAGAAGAGGAGAGACAAAGAAAGGAUGAAUUAGAGAAAGAAAUGCUGAGAGAAGAGGAGAGGAGGGACGAGAUAGAAAGAUUGAGGCUAAAGAAGGAAGAUGAGAGAAAAAGAAGGGAUGAAUUGGAGAAAGAAAGGCUAAUAGAAGAGGAGAAAAGAAAGGAAGAGAUGGAAAGAUUGAGGCUAAAGAGAGAAGAGGAGGAGAGAUGGAGAAGGGAUGAAUUGGAAAGAGAAAGGCUAAUGGAAGAGGAAAGGAGGAGGGAGGAGAUGGAAAGAAUAAGAAUUAAGUUGGAGAAGGAGAGAAGGGAGGAAUUGGAGAAAGAUAGGUUAAGAGAAGAGGAGAGAAAGCGGGAAGAGAUAGAAAGAUUGAGGCUAAAGAGAAAAGAGGAUGAGAGACGGAGAAUGGAUGAAUUGGAGAGGGAAAGGCUAAGGGAAGAGGAGAGAAGGAGGGAUGAUAUAGAAAGAUUGAGACUAAAGAGGGAAGAAGAGAGGCAGAGAAGGGAUAAAUUGCAGAGGGAAAGGCUAAGGGAAGAGGAGAGAAUGAGGGAGGAGAGAGACAAAUUGAGGCUGGAGAGGGAAGAAGAGGAGAGACAGAGAAGGGAUAAAUUUGAGAGGGAAAAACUAAGGGAAGAGGAGAGGAGGGAGGCGAUAGAGAGAAUGAGAGUGGAGAAGUUGGAAGAGGAAAAGCAGAGAUGGCAGGAAUUGGAGAAAGAAAGGCUGAAAGAAGAGGAGAGGAGGGAAGAGAUGGAAAGACUGAGGCUGAAGAGGGAAGAAGAGGAGAGACAGAGUAAGGAGGAACUAGAGAGGGAAAGACUGAGGGAAGAGGAGAAAAGGAGGGAGGAGAUGGAAAGACUCAAGCUGAAGAUGGAACAAAAUGAGAGGCAGAGAAGGGAGGAAUUGGAGAGGAAAAGACAGAGGGAAGAUGAGAGAAAGAAGGAUGAGAUAGAAAGACUCAGGCUCAAGAUGGAAGAAGAGGAGCGACAGAGAUGCGAGGAAUCUAGGGUGGCACAAGCACUGGAGGAGGAGGAGUCGAGGACGAGAUGGAGGAUGGAGAUGAAAAUGCAACAGCAAAAGGAAGAAUUGGAGAGAAUGAGGGAGCUGGAGAGGUGGAGAGAAGAGGCACAAAGGAAAGAAAAGAGGAGGAAAGAAGAAGAGAGAAGGCAAGACGUCAUUGAUGAGACUGAGGCAAAUUUAAUCAGCUUUGACUCUAAAGACUUGCCUCAAACUCCACGCAAAUUCUCAUCACAAACUGGGAUAGUUUACGAUAACUUCUCAGUCAGUGUUCCUAAGCCUCUGGUGGAUGUUGGUCAUUUUGAUGAUUUUUCAGUGAAACCAACUCGAUGGGGAUCACAGCCUAAAGUCGAUGUAACCACACAGGACACAAUGGUAGGCGUGCUGGUGCCCCUCAGUGUUGGCGCUCGGGAAAGAGAUUUACAAGAGAGAGUGAAGACUGAAGGGGGCUUUGAGCCUAAAUCAACCUUGGAGAGCCCGGAGGAAGCGGAGGAGCGAUGGGGUUCACAGCCUAAAGUCGAUGUAACCACACAGGAACCAAUGGUAGGCGUGCUGGUGCCCCUCAAUGUUGGCACUCGGGACAGAGAUGCACAAGAGAGAGUGAAGACUGAAGGGGGCUUUGAGCCUAAAUCAACCUUGGAGAGCCCGGAGGAAGCGGACGAGCACCGAGAGCAAGCGAAGGAGUCUCAAGAACAGGAGAAACAGUUUCCCCAGGAAGAGUUGACAAAAGGAAGCAAAUAUUACAAGCAUGAGGAUCCUGUCAGCAGUUAUCGUACAUAUGGUGAAGACACAGAUGCUUUGAUAGACUUUGAGUCAGACAGGCAGCAUACAGCGUAUGAUUGGAGAUCUAAAAUUGAUAGGACUGAUUUUCAACCAAGUCCGAAGUCUUUCACUGAUCCAUUUCCUGAGGUCUCGCUUGAAGAUGUUGAUGCAACUGAACCAGAGCUGUCUCCUUUCCCCGAGAGCACCAGUCCUCUCCUUGACACCAGUGCACAGAAAUCCAGGGCGGACCUGGGCAAGAGGCGCAGACGAUCACGUCCAUCACGCUCAAGCCGCUCACAUCCAACUCUGACAGAGAAUCCAGACUGGCGGUCUUGCGACACGACAGAUGGAGGGCAAAGGGAGUCUGACUCGGAGGAGAAGGAGCCAAAGCAAAGGAUCGUCUCUUCUCCUUCUGUCUCCAGGAAGAUCCCUGUGUCUCAUGGCAUGAGCCCAUCAACGCUCAUUGCUCAGAUCAAAAAGAGAGCAGAAGGACGACAGGAGACUGCAGAAGACCAGGAAAGUCCAAAUGAUGAAGUGGUGCCAUCUUCCUCCCAGCUGCCUCGGCUUCCCCGCUCUCCUGCCCAGCUUGCUGGAGCCGCACGAGUACUUCCACCCAUAGGUGCCACAGAUGGAGGUGCGGUCUCUCCGGCUUGGCUGACAGAGUUGAAGUCCAAGAAGCGUAUCAGUCAACAUGAAGGGGAAUGGUAGCUGAGCAGCAUGUGGCAGGAGCCACCAUGCUAUCGUGCAGAAUCCAUCCAUGACAGAUGUUUGUGCCAAGAGGCACCUCACCAAGGUCUAUAUUUUGCACUUUGAGUGCCUGAUUUGUACAUUUGAACCAGAUCUGAAAUAUGCAAAAUGGUAUUCAGGCUUUUCAGGCAGAAUACAUGAGUCAUUGAAAACUUUGUCUUGUAAAUAAUUUGCCAAGGCUUUGUGACAUUUUAUGCUAUUGCCAAGUACAUGUUUAAACUCAUACUGUCAACUAGUGAUCAUCAACAUAAUGCAGAGAAAGACAUACAUUUACUAUUUUUUCACUUUGUUCUUUGUUGUUGCUGUUUGUCAAUUAUUAUUGACCAGGUCUGAUGCCAAUGGGCUGUUUUGAAGCCAAUUUAUAGUCACUCAUGGCUCACCCCUUGUCUUUAGUUGAACAUAAAAUGAUCUCUUUAAAGUAAAUCUUCUUUACACUUUAAGAAAUAUGGUUAUGUACACACCGUAUGUAUCUCUAUGCAAUAGAAAUGAUCAGACAAUCAGUUUUCCUCCUUUCAAAAUACAAUAAAGUCAUCCAAAUGCCUCAUUAUAACAUAAGCAAGUAUGCAGGAAAUCUAGGAAUGCUUUUAUGCUAGCGCACUGUGUGAAUGCUUUUAAGAGCCUUUGUUUUCUAAUGAAUAAAAUGACCACCAGUCAUUAAUUUGCAAUGUGUUGCAAUUUAUUAAAAGCUUUUCUACAGUAUGAAA
This is a messenger RNA of Phyllopteryx taeniolatus (common seadragon), 5370 nucleotides long. It is a transcript of the gene tnks1bp1, whose product is annotated as tankyrase 1 binding protein 1. Bases 230 to 4627 code for a protein of 1465 amino acids. The transcript is spliced from 10 exons. Lineage: Eukaryota; Metazoa; Chordata; Actinopteri; Syngnathiformes; Syngnathidae. The record is from RefSeq and is a predicted model, not a curated record.